GCUUCCCGCGAUUGUGCAAGCAGGCAUUAUUUAUCUCGUCACUCUCCACCUUUUGGCCCAAGGCUGGUCAUCACACGAUCGAGCGCAUUUCUCGACUCGACCCCAAGCAGCUUGGCAAGGUGCUGUGCGGCCUGGCGAUACGGAGCAGAGUCUCUCGUCCUUCCUCUUCCUCGAAUCCAAAAAUCGAAGCUCUAGCUCGCUCUUCGUCCAGAAGGCGAUCUCAAAAUCUCUCUCGCGUGCGCGCGCAACAUCUCAAGCCAUAGCCAUCACCCUUAUAACACCGCCAAACUGUCGGACAAUCAGGACGCCGCGCAGGCGGCCCGCAAGUCGCCGGAUCUGCAUCGGCCCAUCAUGCAGUCCAUGCCAGACACGCGGCAGCAGAGCUUUGACGAGAUCUACGGUCCGCCAGAGAACUUUCUCGAGAUUGAGGUACGGAAUCCUCGAACCCACGGCAUGGGACGGUCCAUGUACACCGACUACGAGAUCCUCUGCCGCACCAACAUCCCCGCCUUCAAGCUGCGCCAGAGCAGCGUGCGCAGGCGGUACUCCGACUUUGAAUACUUCCGCGACAUCCUCGAGCGCGAGAGCGCCCGCGUGACAAUCCCGCCGCUGCCCGGCAAGGUCUUCACCAACCGCUUCAGCGACGAUGUCAUUGAGAACCGACGAGCCGGCCUGGAAAAGUUCCUCAAGAUUGUCGUGGGGCAUCCGCUGCUGCAGACCGGUAGCAAGGUGCUGGCCGCGUUUGUUCAGGACCCCAACUGGGAUCGCAACGCAUGGUGAUAAAACUGCUGUUGCUUAGUAGUUGUGGAACUCCUGUUAGAGAAUAGCAGUGAGGCUGCUACUCAUAACUCCUGACGAUGAGCGGAAUCCACAAGAGUCUCUAUUACGUAUAUCCACCAUCUCAAGCGAAUGACAGAUUUGGUUGGUAUGGCACAUCUAAGAAGUCAGCAAGCAUGUGGAAUGGAUUUACGUUACUAUACUAUGUCCUUUUCAGUGUGAGCUUGCUUUUUUUGCCGUCCACCAUAACAUCUAUCGUGUCUUUCUCUUUUUCUUAACCUGCUGUUUCUCAUUCUGUCUUUGCGAUUUUACUCUCCUUAUCAAAACCUUUGAUGCAUAUCACCUUGACCCGAGCUUGCUGGAUAUAGCCAGCACAUGAUUUGCAUCACGAGAAAUGAUACAAACGACACGGCGUAUUCAGGCCAGCAGCGUUCAGUGUACAUAAUAAUAAAUACCUAAAAUAUGAAACCGUUCCU
Molecule: messenger RNA, 1253 nt
Organism: Trichoderma harzianum CBS 226.95
Lineage: Eukaryota; Fungi; Ascomycota; Sordariomycetes; Hypocreales; Hypocreaceae
Exons: 3
Coding region: 352-780 (142 amino acids)
Biological process (GO): endocytic recycling; late endosome to Golgi transport
Cellular component (GO): retromer complex; early endosome membrane
Molecular function (GO): phosphatidylinositol-3-phosphate binding
Source: RefSeq, a predicted model, not a curated record